CUGUCAAGUUUUUGUUCUGCUCCUGCUUCCACCACUUUGAUAUAGCAACUUCGAUUUGACUCUCCUAUUGCCUUAUUCUAUGUUGACACUCAUCUUCUAGUUGAUCAACAAAUAGUAUAGGAUGGCCCGUGGCAAAGGGAAAGGUGGUGGUGGGAGGCUGGCGGUAUUUUUUUGCUCUACAGUGACGUGGGGUAGUUUCUGCGAGAUUCGCGGAAUACUAGCCGCGUCGCCUUACCACGACGACGUUAGCUCGGCUGUUGCGCGAAAAGCACCCUUUUCUGUGGCUGCCAGCGCGUCUACUGCCUCUGCAACAAGUAGCCUCGCAGCAAGUUGCUCGACUGGCGACCGCACGAAAACAAAAAACGGAAGCGAGAGCGGCACUUUCAACAACAGCCUUUCUUUUGCGAGCAAAAGCGCGGAUGCAGAUCGAGGCCACACAGCACGGAAUGACGUGUCUCGAAUCAUUCUUGAGGAUGAAACUGUUUCCCCGGACAUGUUAGACGCAUUGCGAACCUCUCCGCAGUCCGAUCUUACAGACCUGGCAAACCUUAUCCGCUCGAGCCUGGCAAUAGAAGACGACAGCAUUAUAUCUGAGGGAGCUACAAGUACAACGAGGGGAGGCAGUGGCAGUGGGUCAGCAACGAUGAUUCCUCCACCUCACGUGCCCGGUUGUACUAGUAGCGGCACGGUCGUCGGAGAAAGCUUCAUCAUGAAGAAGACUGCAUCUACUUCUACAUUGACGAAAGGCAAUAUUAAAGCUGCUAGUACAACUUCCGCGACUCUUCCACUGGGAUCGUCAGCAGUAGCCGCAACGACUGGUACUCUGUUUGCUUCGCUGUCGCGUCGCGCCAGCGGGGCUGGAAGUGGCAAAGCAAAACGCAGCGCCGAAAUGCUAGGGGCCGACCUUUUGACAUUCUUGCGUGACGAACUUGCCCGGACCUCACAUACUGUGGAACACCAGUCCAAGGCGCACGGGUACAUGUGGCGCGACCAGGAGCGACAGACAUGCAUGCAGCAGUGUCAGCACCAUCAUCUUCUUGAUGAUCGUUCUCAUUCUCCACGAAAAGGAAAACAAGCAAACAAGCACGAUGAACACAAGCAACAUCAACAACUGAGGCGCCGACUUGACGCAAUGCAGAGUCGACGGAAGCAGUCGAUAGAGAAGUAUCUUGCGGGCGUUCUCGACAGAAUGGCAGACGGUCAACAAGGCCGCGAGCGCCAUGCCAGAGCCCCCGCGGCCCAAAAGAAGGAAGAACAAAACUUCCUGUGGGAAGCGUUCGCUCACUUUGUCUACUACUUGGAACCGCUCUACGACGAUGCUUACCAGCACCAAAUGGCGACGCUGCGGGAGCACGUCCCACAAGGACGUCAAUUGGUACGAACGGCAAAGGGGAUGCAAAUAUUCGAUCGUGAAGUUUCCGAUCUCUUCAUUGACGCGUUGCAGUACCUGCUACAGAACAUUGACUGGGAAAAGCGUGGUGAGGCCGUCCUGCGAGAACAUGGCAAUGACGCAACACGCGUCGGACUUUUCAAUGGACGGAAACUUGCUGCUAGUGGUCAACAUAAUUCGUCCCCCACUGGAACUACAAGUGCGAGCCAGCGCCACGAGGACGACAAGAAGUACUUCGAAGAAAACCACUCAGAGUUUUGGCUGUACGUUCUGGCGCACCAGAUGCAAACCCUCCCGCACGGAAUCUUGAUGCAUAUUGGCUACUUCGGUCGCGCUUGGAUCACGGACGAUAGGGGACGCAAGCUCGUAGCGCCGGUGGGGAACAAUUCUUUCAGGCCCGACGAUAACUGGCAACGUGUGCUGUUUGUUGGGGGGCACUGGAACUACCGCUCGGACGGAAAUUUCUCGAACAGAGCCUUGACUUUUCGCUUGCGCGACUCUGCGACGCGAACGAGACUGUUAAGCGACCUCACGCAGCUUCAUCAGAUCAUAGCGAAGCGCGACGCGCUGGUGCGCCGCGCGAACGAUCUGCAUGACAAGGCAGUAGCGCUUUAUCAGCACGCAGGAACGAUUGGGCUGCAGAAAAUGCGGAAAGAAUGUAGCGCCAUUAUGGGUCUCCAGACGCAAUUGGAACGUGAGCACUACGGAACGUUGAAACCUGCGUGGAGCCAAGUUUUUUCCUCCUCGGUGGUCUUGCCGGCUGCAAUUUUGAAAAGAAUGCACGGUCCUCCCGAGCAAUCAUCCGCGUCCUUUCCGACCCAGGGAGCCAUCGAACUACUGCAAGCGCCAGUUUUCCAUUUCCGCCGCUUGGAGAAGGAGGAUGCCUUUUCUGUCCACGUGCACGUAGGCGCGGGGCUUUCACGCGACGAAACCGAAAGCGAUAGAAGCAACAAGUCCUUCCCUGAUGAUGAACAUGUGCCUGCGGCCGCGAUGCGGUAUUUGACCUCUUUCAUUACAAUGUCGAUGCAUUCAAACCUGGUGCGCAAGAUAUUCCCGGAUGGUGCGCCGGCCAGCAGUGAUCGCAACCACAGCAGUAAACCUUGCAAAACUGGUGCAGCACGGCCAGUGAAACAAAAGAUCAAUCAAGUGUAUCUGGAUUGCUACAUCGAGCUUGAACAUUUGGACGAGCAACAAGAACUGGACGGCCACAUUGGAAAUAAGCUGCCCCUUGUUGCGAGUGGCACGACUUUCCCGUGUCGCUUCAUGUGCAAGGGCAGAGAUUCUACUUUCGGUGCGGCCCAUGCUGGGGACGACGACGUUCUGGGCCCUGGAAAUGACAACCAGUACGCGGAAUUUUUUCUGGCGUUUCCGACUACGAACCGCGAGUACUUCGCUCUGAUGGCCGAGCUCGUACAUCUCGCUGUCCAAAGUGGAUAUCUCGACGCACAGACCGGCGACGACGUCGGCGACGUGCUCACCCAGUACAUGAUUAUGGAUCUUAUGCUCGAGAAGUCCGCCAGCGGCGAAGGCGAUGGCCACGGGGAGCCGCUGACUGCCCCGGCAGCGUUUUUGCAACUGCUGGAUCUGCCGUUCGAGGUUGAGCCAACAGGGACUGAUGGCGGCGAAGAACUCGUGGGAGCGGCUCGGGAUGCUGGCGAAGGUGGUUCUGCUGUUGCGGACUUCUUGGCGCGCAUUCGUGCGAUGAAUCGCGAGGCUGGCGCGCGAGCUGCAAAAGCCGACGCGCGAACGCAGUCGCUGCGGCGGGACCAGAGGAAGGUCACGAAACCGCAUAAAGUUUCCAAGAAGGCACGAACGACAGGCGGAGGCGCGAAUAAGGCGAAAUUACAAUCCGAUGCGCCUAGUACUAAUUUUCUGUCGUCUGCAGAAGACGCUUCGACGAGGCAACAUUCUCGGCUGUCGCCUGAAGAAGAUCAUUCGGUUUGGACAGAGGUGCAGAACUUUAUGAAGCAACUCCGCGAAGACAGAGUGUAUCGGAGGGAAAUAAGACCACUUCUGAGCAAACGCGCCACUGACCGCUUGAAAAUGCACAAGCUCGCUUCCUUGAUAAAACACUUGCAGGCCAGCUUCGACAAAACCCGCCGGGAACUACAACGAGGGUCGCUAGUGUCACUCGACGAGCAAAAGCAAGAAAGGCUUUCCUUCGUGGACGCCGACUUUUCUCAUACUCCUGCAAACCACGACGCGGGAAGAUCCACUUCGCUCUCCCAGCCCCCUCCCGGAAUAGCCGUGGAGAGUCGAACAAUGGGUCCGAGGGGCGGGAGCUCCCAUGCCACCAUCAAGACGCAAGUCUUUCAGUUGCAACAGCAAUUACAGACCCAUCUCCACGACAUGGAGGAGGCAUGGAAAACUUCGUGCACGAAUCUCAUAGGGAAAACGGCAGUCACCCUGAUCACUGAACACGGGAAGUACAAGGACACUACCGUGAGUCUCUCCACCGCGCAGCGCAUAAUAAAACGAAUGUUGGACGCGAUCGUGGGUGUGGCGUGA
Molecule: messenger RNA, 3898 nt
Organism: Amoebophrya sp. A120
Lineage: Eukaryota; Dinophyceae; Syndiniales; Amoebophryaceae
Source: the annotation of a GenBank genome assembly